This is a messenger RNA of Xenopus laevis (African clawed frog), 1900 nucleotides long. RefSeq names its product fibroblast growth factor 13 S homeolog (gene fgf13.S). The transcript is spliced from 5 exons. Lineage: Eukaryota; Metazoa; Chordata; Amphibia; Anura; Pipidae. Bases 811 to 1548 code for a protein of 245 amino acids. The record is from RefSeq and is a predicted model, not a curated record. Gene Ontology annotation, biological process: signal transduction. Gene Ontology annotation, molecular function: growth factor activity.
AAACCUCUGCAUAGAUAAGAAUGGCUGCAAUAUAAAUCCAUAGAAGGCUCCAAUCAACAAUUGAAAGGACUGAUCUGCAAACGCUUUUGUUGCUCUCUCUCUAAAAGUAACCAGAUGUUUUCAGAUGACACACAAUAGCAGACUGGUCAGAGCUUUUUCUGUUUCUCAUUGGAAAAGGAGGGGAUCAAGCCAUCUGCAUUUCUCUCUCACACACACACAGUUACAAGUGUCUGGGAAGACUGCCUCGCUUACUGCAUUGCACACUAUUUUCUUGGAAUCCUGAAAGGGGGAAUUUUCUAUCAAAUGCAAGCAGCGUGGCUAAGAAAACUAAGAUGCAUCACUUGAGAAAGCCAGACGUGAGCUGUAUCAGUGAUGAGGGCUUACAAGAGGAAAAAAACACUGCAUUAUUUUACUGAGGUUAAAUCCAUACUGCAAAGGUGUUCUGUGUUUUUCCUUUAAGACUUGGAGCAGCUAUUAAUUGGAAGAAGAAAGGACCAGUGUAUUAGUCAAUAUAAAGGCAUCUUGACGGGUAAGCACGAAGGCAGGAAUGGGAAAAGUUUUAAAUAUUUAUGAAGACAAGAAGUGACUUGGAUGUGACUGUAGCAAUCCACCUUACUAUAAGGCAAUUGGGAUUACUCAAGAGGGAUUCAUGAUUUACUUCUACUGACAACAGAACAAUACUGGUUGCCUGCAUGUCCGCUUCUUUCCAACCAGAAGGGAAAGUUGUGAUUAAAUCUAAAUACCUGAACCUACAGAAUAUUAACUGACAAGCUCACUUGGAUUUUUUUUUUGGAAAAUAAAACAGUAGCCAUGGCUGCGGCCAUUGCCAGCUCUCUGAUUAGGCAGAAGAGACAAGCCCGGGAAAGGGAAAAAUCCAAUGCAUGCAAAUGCGUAAGCAGCCCCAGCAAGAGCAAAGGAAACUGCGAGAAAAACAAACUCAACCUCUUUUCUCGGGUCAAACUAUUUGGCUCAAAGAAGAGAAGGCGAAGACGACCAGAACCUCAACUCAAAGGAAUAGUAACUAAACUCUACAGCAGGCAAGGGUACCACUUGCAGUUGCAACCAGAUGGCACAAUCGAUGGAGCAAAGGAGGAGGAAAGCAGUGCCACUAUGUUCAACCUUAUACCAGUUGGUUUACGAGUGGUGGCUAUUCAAGGUGUUCAAACGAAACUAUACUUGGCCAUGAACAGUGAAGGAUAUUUGUACACAUCAGAGCAUUUCACGCCUGAAUGCAAAUUCAAAGAGUCGGUAUUUGAAAACUACUACGUGACAUAUUCUUCAAUGAUCUACAGACAACAACAUUCUGGAAGAAGCUGGUUUUUGGGUCUCAACAAGGAGGGAGAAAUUAUGAAGGGCAAUCAUGUAAAGAAAAAUAAGCCAGCUGCCCAUUUCCUACCAAAACCAUUAAAAGUGGCCAUGUACAAAGAACCUUCACUUCAUGAUCUCACAGAAUUCUCCAGAUCCGGUAGCGGAACUCCAACAAAAAGCAGAAGUGUUUCAGGAGCAUUAAAUGGGGGUAAAUCUAUGAGUCAAAAUGACUCUACGUAGCCAGCUACAGGCAAGUGAGGUGCUGCGUUAUAUACAGUAAUGGAAACUUACCUCUGGAUGCUGUUGAAUUGUUACAAGGAGCCCUUCAUUCAAGUACCCAGUUAUUCAGGACAGAACUGAACUUGCACAGGUCACUCACAUUUAAGCUGUUAGAUCUCCACUGGAUCCCAUUAGAAUGUGCUCUUUGCAUCUCAGAAGGCAAAACUGCAAAACAUAACGUGGAAUAAGUCACGAAGAGGACAUACCCUGCUCUCGGUUUAUAUCACCUAUGGUUUGAGGAGAACGAAGAGAGAAACAUUUCACAGAACUCACAGCUGAUUUAAAGAAAUACAAAAUGCUUUCCAACCAAGAA